CGCAUGCGCGGUGUGCAGCACACAGCCAUUGCUAAAGAAACGGCGAUGUAGUUACAUUGGACCUCGUUAUAAACGGCUAUUUUUAUAGUGUUAGCUAAGACAGAUUAAAACAAUUGAUUCGGAUAACUUCCUCGACUGUCACCUUUUGCGGACCUCAAGAUACGACCGAGAGCUGCAAACAUCCCACAUCAUCAUCACCAUCAGUAUUUGUUUACAUCUGGGCGUAUUUGAUACAAAGUUAUCUAUAUAGUGAAGCUGAUAUCAUGCUGGGCGAUGCUUUUGGACAUCGUGUUGACUCAAGCGUGGAGAAUAAAGCAAUGAAGAUAAGUAGAUCAAAACAAGCGCUCUUGAAGAAGAGAGGACGAAACGUUCACAGUAAACACAACAAAGCAUCAGCAAACAUCAACAAAAGAAGCUUUAAAUCCCCAUUAACCACCCAUGAAGAGCUCAAACCAGCUCAUUCUAAACCAGCCACGAAUAAACAGCAGCUGAAGUCAAAAACAGAAUGUGAUGAACGAGGAAGCCAGUCCAGCAGAGCAUCUGUCCACAGCUCGAGCAGGCUUGAGCAAACCACAGAGAACCUGAACAAACGAAGACAGUGGAGCAAGCAAAGAAACACGCCAGACAACACUCAGCUUGCCAAAAGACACCAGAACUCCAUGAACACAGAGAAGAGCCCGCUGUACCCGGCUGAGGGCCUCAAGAGGGUGAACGCUUACCUUCCUGAGCUUUCAUCGGAGGCAGAUAAGACGUAUGCUGGAGCAAAGUUCAGCGAGCCGCCCUCACCCAGCGUCCUACCCAAACCACCCAGGCACUGGGUGGGAGAUUGUGUUCUCCAACAUACGGCUGCACAGCACGACUGCAGCAAAGAGCAGAUGUCUGAGCACCUGAAAACCUUGCUGAAGGUCCACGCAGAACCCUGAAAAAGAAUGGGACUCUUUAGUACAUGAUACGGACUUGUAACAUCUUGUUGCAAAGAACUAUUGAACCUUCCAGUUGUUUCGGAAAGCAACCUUGAGUUAAACGUGAAGACUUGUGGAAGUGUAAAAAUACUGAGUCUGAGAUUUAAUAUGUGUAUAUUUUUUCAUGUUAAUUUACUUGAAAAACCUAUUUACUUUUGUUACUGAAACUCAUAGUGCUGUAUCAUGUUUUUUUUUUUUUGCAUUCAUGUAACACCAGUAUAUGUGUUUGAAAGUGUCUUCGACAAUAGCCAUGAAGAAUUAGACAGCUGAUUGUAAGAAAAUGUUUUUUUUUUUUUGUUUGUUUUUUUUAAACCUUAUAUUGAAGCACAGUGGACAGCAACUUCUUAUGUCAAUCUUCAAGCAAUGAUAUGUUUUAUGUCAAUUGCAGUUUGUUUUUAAUUGACUGAAGAAUGUACCAUUUUGUACAUGUCUGUUAGUGUUGGGAUGUCACGCUUGAUUUUAAACUCUUCAAACUCAUUUUCUCACUGCCUUUCAAUGACAGUCUUUUGUAUCAUCUGCAUCAGUUCAAAAGGAAAAAAAAAUAUACAAUAAUUUUUAUCUUUUUAUUCUGCUCAUUUUGAAAUAAAGAGUUUUGGUCCCCAAA
Ctenopharyngodon idella (grass carp) is the source of this 1566-nucleotide messenger RNA. RefSeq names its product proline-rich nuclear receptor coactivator 1 (gene pnrc1). NCBI's taxonomy places the organism in Eukaryota, Metazoa, Chordata, Actinopteri, Cypriniformes, Xenocyprididae. Bases 264 to 923 code for a protein of 219 amino acids. The transcript is spliced from 2 exons. Gene Ontology annotation, biological process: nuclear-transcribed mRNA catabolic process, nonsense-mediated decay. Gene Ontology annotation, cellular component: nucleus; P-body. The record is from RefSeq and is a predicted model, not a curated record.